CAGUUGGAGGCGGAGGGACGAGCGGUUACUCACUCCAUGGCUGCGGAAAGGAGAGGCAGCAGCGGCCUCGGCUGAAGAAAGAAGGCAGGAGCGGAGAGCGCAGGCGCGGUUGCAGACGACGCUGACGGAUUUGCUUUGGGAGCCGGAGUAGCUACUGCCACCGGAGUCUGGAGCCAUGAGCGGGUUUAAUUUUGGAGGUACUGGGGCCCCCACAGGCGGGUUCACGUUUGGCACUGCAAAGACAGCAACAACCACCCCUGCUACUGGGUUUUCUUUCUCUACAUCUGGCACUGGCGGGUUUAAUUUUGGGACUCCCUCCCAGCCCACUGGGAGCACCCCUUCUACCAGCCUGUUCUCACUCACUACUCAAGCGCCAGCAACACAGACCCCAGGAUUCAGUUUUGGAACCACAACUCCUGCUGCCGGGGGGACUGGAUUUUCCUUAGGGAUCAGCACGCCAAAGCUAAGCUUGAGCAAUGCUGCUGCCACUCCAGCCACAGCGCAGCCCAGUGGCUUCGGGCUCGGAGGCAGCUCUCUCACCAAUGCCAUCUCAAGCACCGUCACCUCCAGCCAGGGUACCGCACCCACUGGCUUUGUGUUCGGCGCGUCCACCACCUCUUCUGCUCCAUCCACCACGCCCAGUGGCUUCUCGUUCACAGGUGGAAGCACACCCCAGACUGGGGGGACCUCCAGUUUCAGUAUUGGCUCCAUGGGGAGCUCGGCCCAGCCCACAACACUUGCUGGGUUGGCCUUCACUCCCACCACACCAGCAACCACUGGAGCAGGAGCCACACAGCCAUCUGUUCCCGCACCCACUGCUGCCACCUCCGGGCUCUCCCUUGGUGCCCCAGCAACCACAGCUGGAACUUCUGGGGCUGGAAUGCUGGGCUUCAGCUUAAAGGUUCCUGGAGCAGCUUCUACCACAUCCACAGCUACAUCCACCGCUGCUGCCACCACCACCACCAGCAGCUUUGCCUUGAAUCUAAAACCCCUGGCACCAGCCGGGAUCUCCAGCAAUGCGCCCACAGCCAUAACCACUCCAUCCGGCCCCAGUGCAGCCACUGGGGUGUCCACCACCAGUCCUGUGAUGACCUAUGCCCAGCUGGAGAGUCUGAUCAACAAGUGGAGCCUGGAGCUGGAGGACCAGGAACGGCACUUCCUGCAGCAGGCCACACAGGUCAACGCCUGGGACCGCACACUGAUCGAGAACGGGGAGAAGAUCACUGCCCUCCACCGCGAGGUGGAGAAGGUGAAGCUGGACCAGAAGAGGCUGGACCAAGAGCUUGACUUCAUCCUAUCGCAGCAGAAGGAGCUUGAGGACCUGCUGAGCCCCUUGGAGGAGUCUGUCAAGGAGCAGAGUGGGACCGUCUACCUGCAGCAUGCGGAUGAGGAGCGCGAGAAAACCUACAAGCUGGCUGAGAACAUUGACGCACAGCUGAAGCGCAUGGCCCAGGAUCUCAAGGACAUCAUCGAGCACCUGAACACGUCGGGGGGCCCUGCCGAUACCAGUGACCCGCUGCAGCAGAUCUGCAAGAUCCUCAACGCGCACAUGGACUCCCUGCAGUGGAUCGACCAGAACUCCGCCCUGCUCCAGAGGAAGGUGGAGGAGGUGACCAAGGUGUGCGAGGGUCGGCGCAAGGAGCAGGAGCGCAGCUUCCGGAUCACGUUUGACUGAGCUAAGGGCUGCAGGGCCCGCUAGUUCUGAGGGUGUUUGGUGGGGGAGUGUGCAGUUACUGUCUAGCUUUUGUUUGCAAUGAAAUACGUGUUUGAUUGUUUCCUUCAAACAAUCUGUGCUGUCGAGAGAACUGUUUUGUGGUUUGACCUUUCUCAUUAACAAGAAGUAUUCUGAGUGCUCUGGUCCAGGCAGCCACCUAGUAGGUAUGCUUUUUCUGUGUAUCUUUUGUGUAUCCCAGACCCUUUUCUUUUUCUUUUAAUAUUUUUACUGAUUUGAGGUGGGGGGGGGCAUGUGUCCAUGUGAGAGAAACAUCAAUCAGUUGCCUCCUACACACUCCCAAACUGGGGAUCCAACCAGCGACCUUUUGGUGCACAGAACAACGCUCAACAACUGAGCUGCAUCAGCCAGGGUCCAGACCCUUUUCACCUACUGCAACCAUCACCUCAUCCUGCUCACUCCAGCCACAUGCUGGAGAAGUGCCCGCUCAUUUGAGGGCCAUCCGUCUCCCAGCCAGGGUUCCCUGGGUAGCCUCUCUGUCUAUCGCAUAGUCAUAGGUGCAGUGUUAAAAGACUCUUAGUUCUUGGGGGGACAGCUUGGUGUAAGAUGUGUACAUGUGGAAAUUAGCCACCCAUGCAAAGUGACUUGUGACUGGAGAAGACCGUGCGAUAAUGAAUUUCACAAGAGAAGACAAGUUAGAUGAGGGACUUGAAUGAGGUUUUGAAUAAAGGGUCAGACUUGAGCCCAGGGGGUCUUCAUGUAGACACACCUGCUUGGCUUUCAGGCCUCCUUAUGUUAGGUCUCACCUCGGCCACCCCAAAGCUGUGUCAGAUGACCGUCCUGCAGUCCCCACACCACAGCGACCUUGCACCUUUGGUGACUCUUGCCACUUUGUAUUGUGCCGAAUGUUUACUUCUCUGCCUCACUAUUAGAUUGUGAGCCCCUGUGGGCAGGGAGUGUUUCUUGUUCCCCUUUGUGUCCUUGGCACAAUCACUGUUGUAUUUAUCAAAUGAAUGAACAAUAGAGAUGAAACCAGCAUAAAAUGUUAGUCCACAAAAUGCCUGCUGAGGUGGCAGAAGCAGCCCCAGACUUGUUUGUGAACUUCCUGAUGCCAGAGCAAUGCUAGUCACAGUGAGAGCCACAGCGUCCUGACAGCAGGAGCCAGCCGGUUGGAUCGCAAGUGUCUUUCGUGUCUUCACGCUUGGCUGCACUCUGAGAUACCGAGAACUGUUGCUUUCCUGAAUAAAAUACAAUUUAUUG
Messenger RNA from Molossus molossus (Pallas's mastiff bat), 2932 nucleotides. It is a transcript of the gene NUP62, whose product is annotated as nucleoporin 62. NCBI's taxonomy places the organism in Eukaryota, Metazoa, Chordata, Mammalia, Chiroptera, Molossidae. Gene Ontology annotation, cellular component: nuclear pore; nuclear pore central transport channel. The transcript has 2 exons. Gene Ontology annotation, molecular function: structural constituent of nuclear pore; phospholipid binding. The coding region runs from base 176 to 1675 and encodes 499 amino acids. The record is from RefSeq and is a predicted model, not a curated record. Gene Ontology annotation, biological process: protein import into nucleus; RNA export from nucleus.